UUGUCCCAUGGCGGUCCCGGGAACGGCGACCGGGGCUGCCGCCAGCAUUUACCAGCUUAGAGAAAUUCCCUUCUCUCCCGGGUCUGUUCCAGGCCUACCGCCUUCAGCAUCGAGAGGCCAUGCAUCCUGCACAGGCUGGACCCCUCCCCAGAAUGAUGCCCAGGUUAGAUCUGCAGUUUCUCCAGCGGUUCCUACAAAUACAGAAGGUUUUGUUUCCCUCCUGGUCAUCACAGAAUGCCUUGAUGUUCCUGACCCUGUUGUGCGUCACCCUACUGAAACAACUGGUGAUCUACCAGGUCGGCUUGAUCCCCAGUCAGUACUAUGGGGUCCUGGGAAACAAAGACUUUGAUGGGUUUAAGAGCCUGACCUUCCUGGCUGUGGUGCUCAUCGUUCUCAACUCCAUGCUGAAGAGCUUUGACCAGUUCACCUGCAACCUGCUGUACGUGAGCUGGAGGAAGGACCUCACCGAGCACCUUCACCGCUUCUACUUCCGAGGCCGCGUGUACUACACCCUCAACGUGCUGCGGGAUGACGUUGAUAACCCGGACCAGCGCAUCAGCCAGGACGUGGAACGCUUCUGCCGGCAGCUCAGCAGCAUGGCCAGCAAGCUCAUCAUCUCCCCCUUCACUCUCAUCUACUACACCUACCAGUGCUUCCAAAGCACGGGCUGGCUCGGGCCUGUGAGCAUCUUCGGGUAUUUCAUCCUGGGAACCCUGGUGAACAAAAUGUUGAUGGGGCCCAUCGUGGCACAGCUGGUGCAGCAGGAGAAGCUAGAGGGGGAUUUUAGGUUCAAGCACAUGCAGAUCCGGGUGAACGCUGAGCCUGCUGCCUUUUUCAGGGCUGGGCAUGUGGAGCACAUGAGGACAGACCGCAGGCUGCAGAGACUCCUUCAGACCCAGCGGGAGCUGAUGUCCAAGGAGCUCUGGCUGUACAUCGGCGUCAACACCUUCGACUAUCUGGGCAGCAUCCUGAGUUACGUUGUGAUCGCCAUCCCUAUUUUCAGUGGUGUCUACGGAGACCUGAGCCCCACAGAGCUCAGCACUCUGGUCAGCAAGAACGCCUUCGUGUGCAUUUACCUCAUCAGCUGCUUCAGCGGGCUCAUCGACCUCUCCAGCACGCUCUCCGAUGUGGCUGGUUACACACACAGGAUCGGGGAGCUUCAGGAGACCCUGCUGGACAUGUCCCUGAGGUCGCGGGCUGGUGAGAUCCCGGACGAGAGCGAGUGGGACACAGACAGGGCCCCGGAGUGGCCAGUUGUAGAGCCAGCGGACACGGCUUUUCUCCUUGAGCGGGUCUCCAUCUGCGCCCCGGCCUCUAACAAGCCCUUAGUCAAGGAUCUGAGCCUGAAGAUCUCCGAGGGCCAGAGCCUGCUCAUCACGGGCAACACCGGCACGGGCAAGACCUCCUUGCUCCGGGUUCUCGGCGGCCUCUGGGCAAGCGCAAGGGGCUCAGUGCAGAUGCUGACGGACUUCGGACCCCAUGGGGUGCUGUUCCUGCCACAAAAGCCAUUCUUCACUGACGGGACCCUUCGGGAACAGGUGAUCUACCCGCUGAAGGAAAUCUACCCAGACUCGGGUUCUACUGAUGAUGAGCGGAUCCUGAGGUUCUUGGAGUUGGCAGGCCUGGGCCCUCGCUGUCUCAGAGGCGUGUGUGGUCGGAUGACGGAGCAGGGGUGGGCCCUCUCACGGGCAGCAUUCCCUCUGGGUGUGUUACAGUCCAGUCUGGUGACGAGGACAGAGGGUCUGGACCAGCAGGUCGAUUGGAACUGGUACGACGUUCUGUCCCCAGGAGAGAUGCAGAGGCUCUCCUUUGCCCGGCUCUUCUACCUACAGCCCAAGUAUGCAGUGCUUGAUGAAGCCACCAGUGCCCUGACCGAGGAGGUGGAGGGCGAGCUUUAUCGCGUCGGCCAGCAGCUGGGCAUGACGUUCAUCAGUGUGGGGCAUCGACGUAGCCUCGAGAAGUUUCACUCCUUGGUUCUGAAACUCUGUGGAGAAGGAAGAUGGGAACUGACCAGAAUUAAGGCGGAGUAAAGCCAAGGGUGUGGCUGGCCAUGGGAAGAAGUGCCCAGCGCGGGCUGAUCGGCAUUCUCCCGGAGAGACUGGGGGCCCCUGCGGGGCAAGGGAGACCCCUGGCUCACCUCCCGGGCCCUGUGCAGGGAGCGCUGGGAGAAGGGCCCAGCCGGGGUGUGGCUCUCUGUGGGGUGCUCUGCCCUGCAUGGGCGCCUCCUGCUGCCUCAGCCAGAGCUCCCAGCACUUGGAGUGCUGAUUGCUUACAAACGACCUCAGAUUGUGUUUUCUAAACAAAAACCUGAAAUAUAGGAUCUAUGAGAAAUGUAGGGUCAUUGUGGAAAGAAUAUUGGGCUUAAAGUCAAGAGAUCCAGGAAUCUUUUAAAUCCUUUAAUUUUUGUACAAGAUUUUUUUUAACUUUAAUCAACUAUUUAAAUUUUAUAACUUUUUGUAAAAAAAUAAACAUUUCUUACAAAUUAUAGAUUUCUCCCUUUUACUUUUCCACUG
Molecule: messenger RNA, 2513 nt
Organism: Neogale vison (American mink)
Lineage: Eukaryota; Metazoa; Chordata; Mammalia; Carnivora; Mustelidae
Gene: ABCD4
Product: ATP binding cassette subfamily D member 4
Exons: 20
Coding region: 120-2030 (636 amino acids)
Biological process (GO): fatty acid beta-oxidation; long-chain fatty acid import into peroxisome; very long-chain fatty acid catabolic process
Cellular component (GO): peroxisomal membrane
Molecular function (GO): ABC-type transporter activity; long-chain fatty acid transmembrane transporter activity; ATP hydrolysis activity
Source: RefSeq, a predicted model, not a curated record